AUGUUCCACCACUCCAACUGCGGAUCUCGGGCAGUCCCGGGUGUCUCAAAAUCACUCACCACACCCCAGCGAGCAGUGGCAGGGCGGGGACGGGGAACAAAGGAUGCUGACGCUGAGGUUGCUGGACAGGAGGAGCGGUCGGGAGCGGAGGCUGCACCGGCAAAACCGACGGCGGUAGAGGAGGAGAUGCGGGAGGAAGGACAGGCGUCGGCUGCGCUGCCGGCGCUGGCGGCGGCGCAGGAACGUGCCGAGGGGGAGGAAAUGGACUCGGCCUCCAAGGCUGAUGGCGGGGACGCCGGGGAUGACGGAAGGGCUGACCCUGCGGGUGGAGAUAGUACGGCGUUCGACCAAGUGGUGGGUGAUACACAGGGCCUCGGGAGUCCGGGGAGGAACGCCGAUCACGUCCCGAUCCGCCGCUCGAUUCGGCUUCAACCAAGUCCGCGGCGGCUCAGAGCAGGGCUGGCACCUGGCCUCCCUGGACCCCUUCAGCGGUGGGAGUGCCAGACUUACCCACCACGACCUCACGGCGAGGGGCCUUUGCGGCCUUGCCCGUCAUCGGCAGGAGCGGAGGAGGAGGAAGCGGGCGAGUUGCCAGAAGAGGAUGAAGGUUUGCGACCGCCAAGUGCGGUGGGAAGGACGCGAGGAAGGACACGAGGCCGAGCACAGGGGUGCGCAGGGGUGCGGGGAUGGGGGCAACGGGGAGUGGCGGCCAACGCGCGAGAACGAGUCAGAUCCGGUCCAUGGCGGGAAAGGCACGGGAGGCCAGAGGUGGUGCCAGAGGAGGGGAUCGCUGAUAGGCCAGCUGCUGCUGACAUCGAGGAGGAGGAGGAGGCUCAUAUGGCAUCGGAGGAAGGAGAAUCGGAAGAGGUCUCACUGGAUGAUGAGCCUGGGGUGGGUAACCACCAGGGGAACGCCCGAUCUGGGAGAUCAGGAAGGGGAGGAAAUGGGAGGGCAGGAGAGGAGCAACAGCACAGGGAGGCGCCAAACGAGGCCCCAAUAGGCCAACCUGCUGGCGCGGAAGUGAGAGACAUGCGCUCUCCCGAAGUGAUAGCUAGGGACGAGAACAUCAGGCGACAGGUGGCAGAAUGGGAGGUUGACUGCCAGCGAAGCAGUGAACAACCCUUCCUGGCAAGGAGAAUGUCACCUGGAGUGGUGGAUUCAUUUGCAGCGUGCCUCGUCAUCCCGCUCCAGCGACUGAGAAAAAAUCCUACGUGCCCGGGAGCUUGGAGGGCACUCCUCUUUUUGCCACGGUUGACACUCCGCGCCGACAUUGAUCCCAACUGCGCAAAUCACUGGUAG
This is a messenger RNA of Closterium sp. Naga37s-1, 1299 nucleotides long. NCBI's taxonomy places the organism in Eukaryota, Viridiplantae, Streptophyta, Zygnematophyceae, Desmidiales, Closteriaceae. The record is from the annotation of a GenBank genome assembly.